This is a messenger RNA of Prunus armeniaca (apricot), 612 nucleotides long. Lineage: Eukaryota; Viridiplantae; Streptophyta; Magnoliopsida; Rosales; Rosaceae. The record is from the annotation of a GenBank genome assembly.
AUGUUCAUGUUUCGUCAAGCCUCACGCCUCUUGGGUCGACCCCCUUGCCCGAGCAGGAUCCGAGCCUUGUGCACAGAGGUCCCGGCGGCCAAUCCCAACGCCGACUCAGCCUUCAUCGAGUCAUGGAAGAAAGUGAUACCAAUCAUGGACCCACCCAAAACUCCAUCAACCUAUAUGGAGCCCCGCCCUCCCACCCCUUCUUCUCUCCCUUCCAAACUCACCAUCAACUUUGUCCUCCCCUACUCCUCUGAGCUCUCUGGCAAAGAGGUUGACAUGGUUAUGGUACCAGCAACAACUGGACAAAUGGGUGUUUUGCCUGGCCAUGUAGCAACAAUCGCAGAGCUUAAGCCCGGUAUCCUCUCGGUGCACGAAGGGAGCGAAGUGACCAAGUAUUUUGUGAGCAGUGGGUUUGCUUUUAUUCAUGCAAAUUCUGUUGCUGAUAUAGUUGCUGUGGAGGCUGUUCCAAUUGACCAGAUUGAUGCAAGCUUAGUGCAAAAGGGACUUGCAGAGUUCACCCAGAAGCUCAGUUCAGCCACAACUGAUUUGGAGAAAGCUGAAGCGCAGAUUGGGGUUGAUGUUCAUAGUGCUCUCAACUCUGCUCUCACUGGUUGA